Messenger RNA from Rhodamnia argentea, 3859 nucleotides. Its product is annotated as probable receptor-like protein kinase At2g39360. Gene Ontology annotation, molecular function: transmembrane receptor protein tyrosine kinase activity; ATP binding. The transcript has 2 exons. The record is from RefSeq and is a predicted model, not a curated record. Gene Ontology annotation, biological process: protein autophosphorylation. Bases 288 to 2768 code for a protein of 826 amino acids. NCBI's taxonomy places the organism in Eukaryota, Viridiplantae, Streptophyta, Magnoliopsida, Myrtales, Myrtaceae. Gene Ontology annotation, cellular component: plasma membrane; plasmodesma.
GAUGAGCAAAUGAACAAAGGGGAACAACGCGGGCUGCUGUCAAUUGUAUUUGUUAUGGUGGUUGUGCUUUGUCGGCACUGACUUGCGGGUUCUUGCUUUUUGUUAUUCACUUUGAUCAAUCAGCUGAAGAGGGGGGAGCCCAGUUUGCUUUUCUUUAGUUGGAGUCCUGUUGCAUCUCUCUCCAGGUUGAUGUCAGCUCGGUUCUGCGAAUCCGUGUCCUGGGAAUCGUUCCGCGAUCAUUUUGUAUAGCCCCUUUUGGUUAUCCACCUCUCCGAGUUGUGCCAAAGAUGAGGAAUCUGAGCCUUGAGUUGAUCCUCUCAUGCUCAUACCUCUUCUGCUUGAUUUGUGUAGCUUCAGGAUUUGUUCCUGUGGAUAAUUAUCUGAUAGAUUGUGGAUCCCCCAGGAAUUCAUCCAUAGGUAAUCGCACCUUUUUGGCUGAUAACUUCUACUCCGACAUACUUUCGACUACGCAAAACAUUCUCGCUAGCACGAACGUGAGUUCUCUCUCAUCCUCUUAUGAUUCGACUCUGUAUCUGACCGCAAGGAUCUUCGACCAAGCCUCCCGUUACACGUUUCCGAUAAAGGAAAAGGGCAGGCACUUGAUUCGCCUCUAUUUCUUCCCUUUUGUCUUUGGAGAGUACAAUCUGAGCACGGCCAAAUUCUCCGUCCACGCACAGAAUUUCACCCUUCUCAAGGAUUACCAGUUAGACAAGGGCUCGGUUGUAAAGGAAUAUUCAUUCAACAUCACCACUAAUCAGCUCGUUCUUACUUUCAUGCCCAAUAGCGGUUCUUUUGCCUUCGUGAAUGCUUUGGAAGUCAUUUCUCUCCCGAUUGAGCUGAUUCCUGACAGUGCCGGUGUCGUCGAAACGCCUGGAGUCAAGCACAAUCUGCAGAAUCAGGCACUAGAGACUGUUUUGAGAGUGAACAUGGGCAAUGAAACUGUGCAUCCGCAGAAGGAUACGUUGUGGCGUCUUUGGGUCUCGGAUGACACGUUUUUGAAGCACAGCGCGGUAUCAACUGUGUCGAACAUUGAUGCUGUCACCUAUAAGAAUGGGCAUGUUACUGAGAACAUUGCUCCUGCUUCGGUCUAUGGGACAGCCACCAAGUUGGAUUCGGACCGUGACCCUCGCCUUAACGCCAAUUUAACUUGGCUCUUCAGUGUCGAUGCUGGAUUCGACUAUCUAGUCCGAUUCCACUUCUGCGACAUUGUGAAUUCUUCUCUUGGGCCGUUCUUUUUCAAUGUCUACAUCAAUUCCUGGUUUGCCUACGCAAAUUUCGAUCUCAGCACACUGACAUCCAACAUCAUCGGCACCCCGUAUUUUUUUGAUGUGAUUACAAGUUCCAUCAGUAGUAGUGCAAUGAGUGUUAGUGUUGGCCCUUCUUCUGAGAGUAGUUACUACCCCAUGGCCAUCCUCAACGGGCUAGAGAUCAUGAAGAUAAGUAAUUCUCAGGGGAGUCUUGAAACUUCAGAUUCCGAGAACGGUUCUUCAAAGACAAAUUCGAGAAGCAAAAUCAUUCUGAUCACCGGCUUGUCCGGCGGGAUUUCCAUCCUUCUUGUCUUCGUUUUAGUGCUCUUCUUAGUCUGCAGAAGAAGGAGAAAGCUAGCAGUUGUGGGUCACUCAAAGGAGGAGGACAAUUUUGUCAUGAACAUGAACCAGACAGGAGAUACGCACUCGAACGGCUUGGCAGUAUUUUCCACCUCAAAGUUCCGUUAUCGCUACCCAUUCACAGCGAUUGAAGAGGCUACAAAUAAUUUUAGCGAAGAUUUGAUUAUAGGAACAGGAGGUUUCGGCAAGGUCUACAAGGGAAUUUUCAGAGAUGGGACUAAGGUGGCAGUGAAGAGGGGGCAAUCUAAGUCGCGACAGGGCCUGACGGAGUUCCGUACAGAAAUCGAGAUGUUGUCUCAGUUUCGUCACCGCCAUCUGGUGUCGCUGAUUGGGUAUUGCGACGAACGGAACGAGAUGAUCAUUAUCUAUGAAUUCAUGGAAAAUGGGACCCUUAAGAGUCAUCUGUACUGUUCGGAUCUUCCUGUGCUGAGUUGGAAGCAACGGCUGGAGAUUUGCAUUGGGUCAGCUAAAGGAAUUCACUACCUUCACACCGGCUACACAAAGGCAAUCAUCCAUCGUGAUGUCAAGUCGGCAAAUAUCCUAUUGGAUGAGAAUUUGAUGGCUAAGGUUGCUGAUUUCGGGCUCUCAAAGAGCGGUCCUGAGAUAGACCAGACACAUGUGAGCACAGCUGUGAAAGGGAGCUUCGGAUAUCUGGAUCCUGAAUACCUGACCAGGCAACAGCUCACGGAAAAAUCAGAUGUCUACUCAUUCGGGGUCGUGAUGCUUGAAAUCCUUUGUGGUAGAGCAGUUAUCGAUCCAUCGCUUCCUAGAGAAAAGGUGAAUUUAGUAGAGUGGGCGAUGAAGUGGCGAGAAAGAGGGCGGAUCCAAGAAUCUAUAGACACUUAUCUUGUGGAUCAAGCAAGUGAAGAGUCCCUCUGGAAGUUCAUGGAGAUUGCUGAAAAGUGCUUAGCCAAAAGUGGUCUCAAUCGGCCUUCGAUGGGAGAUGUGUUGUGGAACCUGGGGAGUGCACUUCAACUCCAAGUAAAGGAAGAGAAACAAAGCGACGAAGAUGGGCUAGUCCCAAAAGCAGAUUGGGUCGGUUAUCAGGAGACUACUACUAGUGCAUCGACCACUCAAUUUAGCAGGGGAAGCCUAGGCAAUCUCGCGGGAGUCUCGAUGAGCAAAGUUUUCGCUAAUAUGGUGAAAGAGGAAAUGAGGUAGACCCUGGGUGCGAACCUUCUACCAGGUCUGCUUCAAAUGGAGCCUCUGAUGUGCAGCAGCAUUCCAGAUUUGGAUGCUAGUGUCAACAUGACAUUUCACUUCACGAAUUAUACAAAUAUGAGCAUCAUUUGUAAUAGACGUUGGACAUAGUACUCUCCUUUAGGUGCAAUCUUUGUUUUUUUCCAAAUUUUUUCCAGAAAAUUUCAGCUUCAGGAUACCCUUUUCUUCUUGUAUGAAUAGAGGAAAAGAACACUGGUGAUGGGUUUUGCCAACCUGGAAGUUAGGAAUUCAAAUCAGAAGGCCAGGUUCAUCUUCUAGUAACAAAGAAGACCAAAAGAUGAAGUAAAGCCCAUAUCAGUUCGCCUUGCAGCAAGCGCGAAUAUGAUGCCAUUGCGGACGCAAGAGGAGAGGAAAUUGCCAGGCGAAUGGCGCAUCAGGCGCUCAGGAACUUUGUAAUACUUGUUAGGAAAUUCGGAAUGGUUGAAAGUAGUCGGAUUUCGGUCGUGUAUUACAUGAAGAGAUUGUUGCAUUACCAAGGGAAGGCUUCAAUUUCUCCUCUUUCAAUUUCCUUAUAGUGAAUUUCACUUUAGGCAGCAGGUAAUCUUAAGCUCCGUCUUUGACUUCUGCAACUUCAGGAUGAGUGAUCUGAAACCCAAAAGCAAGCCAUUGCAGCAGUUACUGCAAAGAGGAAAGGUGGAGCUCACUGCAAAUUUGAACCAACCAUCCAUUUCGAUUUCUUCAAUUCAUUACUGCAGUUAGGAUUAGAUUUCCUUGCUCAAAUGCCCAUUUAACUAGUGAGGGAGAAGAAUGUGCUUGAAUCGAGUACAGCGGAUCUUCUUCCGGAUUAGAAUCAAGCAAGAACAACAUCACCAGAAAUCAGAAAAUGCCGUGAAAUGAAGCUUUUUAAGCUUAAGGGAAAGUUUACAGUACACACACAGAACUAUGGACAAACAGUAUCUCUCAAAUCCCACCCAUUCCAAUUCCAUUCAAAGAUCCUUUCUUUACAAGAUUACCCUUCAAAAAACAAGAAUCCAAUCCCCACCGAAACCCUAAUUUCACUCCCAAUCUACAGCCUAAAGAGAAAACUUCCC